Nilaparvata lugens (brown planthopper) is the source of this 5307-nucleotide messenger RNA. RefSeq names its product set1/Ash2 histone methyltransferase complex subunit ASH2 (gene ash2). Gene Ontology annotation, cellular component: Set1C/COMPASS complex. Lineage: Eukaryota; Metazoa; Arthropoda; Insecta; Hemiptera; Delphacidae. The transcript is spliced from 11 exons. The coding region runs from base 159 to 1988 and encodes 609 amino acids. The record is from RefSeq and is a predicted model, not a curated record. Gene Ontology annotation, molecular function: transcription cis-regulatory region binding; protein binding.
CCACGAACUCAAUCAAUAAUAAUUUACUAACGCAUCAUGACUGUGUUGUGUAUCUUUCAAGUAAUAAUUAAUUAAUAAUAGAGUUAAAUAGUUAAUUCAUACAUUACGUUAAAUAACGUAUUUUUAUUGAAUGAUUAUUAUGCAUCGUGUAGGCUAGCAUGUCUGAUAGAUUGGAAUCAGAAAUGCGGGACUUAUCAAAUGCAGCAGUAAAAGGUUUAACAGAUAGUGGUAGUCCAUCUUCGAUAUCAAACAUACCUACAAAAAGUAAGGAACCGGUAGAAGUAGUUUCUAAACUCUCGCCAGAUUCAUCGGAACCCGACACUUUGAAAAUACUUGAGAAUGGAUUAGAUAACAAUGCAUCCAAAAUCUCAUCCGAAUCAAAAAAUUCUGGCACUAUUUCCAAUAAUAAACCAUCUGAAAGAGAAGGGAACUGCUAUUGUGGGAAAGAGAGAAAUUUGAACAUAGUCGAACUACUCUGCGCCAAUUGUAACCGCUGGUUCCAUGAAUCAUGUAUUGGAUAUCAGCUGGGCAAACUUGUUCCAUUCAUGAUGAAUUACAUAUUUGUCUGCAAGAAUUGCUCGCCAACGGGUUUAGAGAGCUUCAAGAAAACUCAAGCUCUGUUCCCUCAGAUGUGUGUGACAGCCCUGGGUAAUUUAAUGCAGCAGACAAUCAAAGAAGGAGCUUCUCAAACUGAGUUCUCAAAAGACAAGCACAUCAUACCUUUCAUAGACUGUCACUGGGAUAGUAUGACUACAACACCAAGAAGAGUGACCCAGUCUUGGCAUUCCACUGUUCUGAGAGCACUGAUAAAGGAGACAAAUAUCAUAUUCGCGUGCAAUGAAUCAGCUCCGAAUGGACCUUUGUACAGUUUAAUGGCUCCAGAUGUGACACAAAUCAAGCCCAACUAUGAAGCAAUGAUAAAGGGUGGUCAUCUCAAGGUCACCGAAAUGGGAAUACAGCACGGUGGUGGAACUGGCUUGAAAGGAAGGAAUGCGAAAAGAAAAGUACCGGGCGAGGGAGGUACCGGAGCAGGCAAGAAGGGGAGAGGGGCAGGUGACUUAUCAGCGCCCAAGCUGCCUGCCCAUGGAUAUCCUCUCGAGCACCCCUACAACAAAGACGGUUAUCGUUAUAUCCUUGCGGAACCCGAUCCAAAUGCUCCCUUUAGACAGGAAUUUGAUGAGAGCAGUGAUUGGGCCGGCAAGCCAAUUCCUGGAUGGCUGUAUCGUACCCUCAGCCCAGCUUCAGUGCUACUGGCACUUCACGACAGAGCCCCUCAGUUGAGAAUUUCCGAAGAUAGGCUGACUGUAACUGGAGAUAAAGGCUACUGUAUGGUUAGAGCCACACACGCUGUUAGUAGAGGCUGCUGGUAUUAUGAGGCAGUCAUUGAAGAAAUGCCUGACGGCUCUGCAGCUAGGUUGGGAUGGGCUCAGGAGUACGCUAAUCUGCAAGCUCCACUUGGAUAUGACAAGUUUGGUUACUCGUGGAGGUCAAGGAAAGGAACUCGUUUUCAUGAAUGCAGAGGAAAGCACUUCAGCCGAGGCUUUGGCGAAGGAGAUACUCUGGGAUGUCUGAUAGUGCUUCCUACGGAUAACAGUCGCUCUCACAUUCCACAGACUUACAAAGACAGGCCGCUUGUGAAGUUCAAGAGCCAUCUCUACUACGAAGAAAAAGACCGAGUAACAGAGUGCUUGAAGAAUUUGAAACCGUUGCCUGGAAGUAAAAUAAUCUUCUUCAUAAAUGGAGAGUAUCAAGGGGAAGCAUUUGUCGACAUCUAUGCUGGAGCUUACUAUCCAACCAUUUCAAUCCAUAAGAGUGCAACAGUUUCAGUGAAUUUCGGACCAAACUUCAAGAAUCUUCCAUCUACUUCGGAAUACAACUACAGAGGCAUGUGGGAAAAAGCAGAGGAAGCUAUUUGCGAGCAGACUAUGGCAGAUUUAUUAUACCUCACAGAGAAUGAUGGAAAAUUGAGAUUGGAUGCUUUACCUUGAUGGAAUUGAAUUUGAAGGAAUGAUACAUUAAGUACUUUUAGUUUUUAUUUCUUUGAGUUUAAAAUCUUGAAGUUGACGUUUUGUUGAGUGACAGUUUCUUCAAUUCGAUUCAGUAAGUAUUGCUCCAAUAUGAAUGCGUUUUCUGUGGUCUAUAUAUUGAACCUCCAAAGUUGUUUAUGUCCUCAGCUCAAGUUCAUUACUUAGUAUUAAGAAAUUGAUAUUAUUAUGUUUGGUGAUGAAAUAACUUGUCAUUUUAUUUCAAUUGUAUUUAUUCAUGAUUACGAAUACUUACAAAAACUUAAUCAUACGUAUGAUAAAUGAUAAUACGUAUCAUUCAUGUUGAGUGUGAAUCCUAUCACAACAACGUUAUUGUUAUAAUAAUAUUAGUAUGGCUUUUUACGACUCCUUGGCGGAAGUAGCACCUCGCCUCAGUAAUGCCUCACUCGUUUAAAUGCCUCAGCUCAUGAGCUUCUAGCUUGUGAGAGGGCAAUGGGGAGAAAUGAUGAGAUGAUCAGACGUCCUUGCCUACCGACGGCAUUCUACCCACGACCAGGUAGCGCUAUCAGAAAGAAGGGUGCAAUACCUUGGUCAUCUCGGCUAAUUCUAUCCUGGCCGUCAAUUUAUUAUUCAAAUAUUAUUCCACUCAUUUUAAAAUUAUUUUUCAAAAAGGUUCAAUUAUUCUACAUUCUUUUAUAACAAUGAUUAUUUUGUCCAUUCUUAUAUUUUCUUAAUUGUUUCACACAUUCUUAUAUUAUUAUUCAUUAUAUUACAUUCUAAUAUUAUUUGUUCAUUAUUAUAUUUUUCUAUUGUUUCACACCUGAUAUUAUCAAUAAUUGUAUUACAUUCUUAUGUUACCGCAAAUCAACUUAAUUAUGUAACAGAUAUUUUCUAAUUUCCCCAUAAUUUACCAAAAACGAUAUUAUCAGUAAAUCAGUACCGGUUAUUACUCUCCAUUAAUUUCUCAGUAGCAUAAAUAAAUGAUUCUAUUAAAUGUGUGGGGUCUUUUAACGAGCAGAUUCCUAUCUCUCAUUUAAUUCGAGAUGGAGGCCAUAACAUUUUAAAUACAUAGGGGGGUUCACUUUCUUGUCCGAAUUGGCGUUGUGCAAAUGUUGUUUGUAUCCUACCAACUCCUACGUCUCAACGACAUGCAAACCUUAAUCUGUUGAAACAUGUUAGUCUGUUGAGUUCUUAAACAAAUCUCCACUGAUUCAUAUGAGAAAAUAUCACCCGUAUAAAUUUUAGGUGAUGAUUACUUUGAAAAAAUUUUUAAGAACCUUCAAUUAUCCAUGCGAUUUCAAAAUGCACUGCUUCAAUAUAAAACCUGUUUCUGAGCUAUGCUAAUAUAGUAUAAAAAAUAGGGACAUUCGUUUGUGUAUCACAAUACCCUGUAUUUUCCAGUGAUCGAAAAUUACCACUUUAUUAUUAAUAUAAUCCUUUUGAUGUAUUAACACAUUACCAGCCUUCACUUACAUAGUUUGUUUCUCGACUCUAUGUAAUCUGUCACUAUUGUCGAGUAAUAUUAAUGAAGAUAAUUUAUAUAGAUAUAAAAAAUAUAUAUAUAAAUGUGUUAACUUAUGUUCAUUAUUUUUCUUUGAAUUGUAGACAACAUGAAAUCUAUUCACAUAUGUCAAAUACAUGAAUAUCGUAGUCUUUGUUUUGUUAAUCAUAGUCCGUUUUAACCAGAUCUUUAAUAUGGAAAUUGAUUUGAAGUGCAUUCUUCUGUUUGUAUGUAGCCUACUAUUUAGAAAAGCCUACAUCAAUAUCACCGAUUAAUAUUUUUUUCUUUUUCUGAAUCUUUUCAUAUUAUUUGAAUCCACCAACAGUUUAUCCUUAGAGUGUUGUGGCUGUCAUACAUAGAAGUGGCGUUGUACAGUACUCGUUCUCUAGCUUUGCCUACCUGCCCUUGAAGAUGCAUAUGGUUCGCGGGGUGACAUCCAUACCUUAGACUCGAUAGUCCCUAUAGAUGAAGGAAGCUCCCUGCAGAGCUUCCUUCAUUCUUGACUCCCUCCUACUGGCCUAUCAAGAUCAUAAUAUGCAUCUGCUUAGCAUGGUAGAUGCACGCGUAUGUUCAUCUCUUUGCAGAAUUUCAGCAGGACCUAUUAUAAUGUUUUUUCUUGAAAAAAAAACUCAUUUCUCUACAUUUCAUACAAAAUUUUUAUAUAUACGAAGUAUUAAAAACAACAAUUUUCCACAUUACUAACUUUUUCAAGUAAUGAAGAUUUCAAGUUGAAAAUUUCUCGACUCAAGUACCUCGUUUAAGAGAGAUCAUUGGCCAAUUUCCGACUCAAUUGCAUUCCUCCCACAAUUCGCAUGAUAUAAGUUUUAUCGAUUUAUGAUGUUAGUUUGAAAAAACUGUGUUUGAAACGAAAAGGGAACUAUUUAAAAUAUAGUCUGAUUCUUAUUAAAUUCUAUUCAUCUUCUAAAUGUUCAGAUUCAUGUUAAAAGUUCAAAGGACAAAAAAUGCGUAAUCAUUAGUUUUAUGGAAUUGAGUUUGUAAUAUUGUAAAGGGUUGAAAAAUGAUUUGGAAAGGGUAGUAUUGAACUCAAGCGGUCCUCCGCCGGCAGGCAAAGCUAAAGGACGGGGGCUCUACCUAAUUAUUAGUUUUUACCGCACGGAGGUAUGUUUUGUCUUGUGCUUAUAUUUAUUUUUUUUUCAGUUACUUUAUGGUAAAUCGGUACCAAAACCUUGUUUUUAUCUGGCUUGAUUCUAAGGCUGCCUAAUCAUUCAAACCAAUAAUUAGCUAUUUUUAUUUUAGUGACAUUAUUAAUAAUAGUUUAUAACCAUUUAUAUUCACGCAUCAACAUUGCGCAUUAUAAAGUAUAUAUUCACGUUUUUAUUUUUUGAGUUCUUUCACUAUAUUUACCGUAGCAAAUGACUUUUGAACUGUAUGAUACUGAUAGAUAUUAUUUUGAUGCCAGGUUUAUUGUCAUUUAAGAAGGUUCAAUUAUUUACUGCAUACUGCAGUGCACAAUUAUUUGUUUUAUUUGGAAACAUUGUUUUAUUCUGAUUACUCAGGAUUAAUAAUAAUUAAUCUUAUAAUAAUUAAUUCAAAAUCCCACUGCGUUGUUUUCAAACUUUGUAUUAAAUAAUUUUUGUGACAACUAAAUAUUGACUCUUCAAUCAUUAUUUUAAAUUAUAAUGAUUUAAAAUUAGUUUAUUUUAUUGAUACAUCUUUUAAUGAAUGAUAAUUCAUUGUGCACUGAAGAAUUGUUGGAACAAAUUAUCAUCACAUAAUCUCUUUAAUUGUGAUGUUAGUUUUGAAUGUACGAUUUAAUGAUAAAAGCUUUUUGUGUGAAAUAAAUAUUUCAUUAUUGGUGAA